GUGUACGGGAUAGCACCUUGGAAAUAUGGCAUCCCUGCCGCAGUCUACGGCACAUUUGCAGUCCGGCAUUUUACUUUUUCUUGCACACAGCGGUUGAGAACCAAAAGCCAGAAUCAUCAGCAUGGGUGUUCAGGUUAUCCCACUUUCCAACGGAGAUCAAUCCACUUUCCCCAAAACUGGCCAGAUUGCUGUGGUCCACUACACCGGCACGCUAGAUAAUGGAACCGUGUUCGACUCGUCCCGCACUCGGGGCAAGCCGUUCCGCUUCACCGUCGGUCGCGGCGAGGUCAUCCGUGGAUGGGAUGAGGGUGUUGCUCAGAUGUCGGUCGGUCAACGAGCAAAGCUGGUCUGUUCGCCGGAUUAUGCUUACGGAAGCCGUGGCCAUCCCGGUGUUAUUCCACCGAACGCAACCCUCACCUUCGACGUUGAGCUGUUGAAGGUGGAGUAGGAAGGAUUGUGUAUUCGUCCCAAAGCAUUCUAAAACGAACAAGGCAGAUAACAAAACAAUAGCAAGUGAUUAACCAAGCAUACACACACAAACAUUGUGAAAAACAACAAACCAUGAAGCAAUCAUUUAAUCCGGGCCUGAUCCUGGCCGUUCAUUGUAGCGCGAGGAAUCCACAAUUCGUCAGUCGGAAGACUAGGAAUAAGAAAACAGUAAGAUCGUAGGAUUUGAACAGUUUCUCUCAGCUUUUAAUCGAUAUUCUUCCAAUGUACAAUGCAGUGGGGUUAGGAGGAACAAAUCAGCAAACGAUGCAUUUAUAAUAAAACACUCAUUUAGCCAAAAACUUGUUGAGACAAAAACUAAUCUUUGUAGAUUCGGGGCAAAUUCUCUCGUCAUUUAUUCCUACCAUUGAUGAUUAGUCUUAUUCCUUCAAAGAUAAAAAAAAGUCUGCCACUCAUUCUAGCAAAUUUAUAGCGUUUCGGGGAAGGCAAACAACAAAGUUAAACCAAAACCGUUUACAACAAACAAGUAGAGUAGGGUAAAACACACCGCUCUGGUAGCAGUUUCCACCAUACAAACUAUUGUGAAAUAUUACAACAGAAAAAAAACCACUAUCGAUCCUUCGAGUUUGAGAAUGUAACACUUUACGAGCUAAGAACAUUUAAAACUAAUAACCAAUUCAAAAAAGUAUAAAAUAUAUACCACCAUUCGACGUUAUUAUGACAAAAUCAAUAUUCAUACUCUAGCUGAACAAAUAGAACAAAAAGGUGAAUUAAA
Molecule: messenger RNA, 1222 nt
Organism: Toxorhynchites rutilus septentrionalis
Lineage: Eukaryota; Metazoa; Arthropoda; Insecta; Diptera; Culicidae
Gene: Fkbp12
Product: peptidyl-prolyl cis-trans isomerase Fkbp12
Exons: 4
Coding region: 122-448 (108 amino acids)
Molecular function (GO): peptidyl-prolyl cis-trans isomerase activity
Source: RefSeq, a predicted model, not a curated record